Molecule: messenger RNA, 804 nt
Organism: Strongyloides ratti
Lineage: Eukaryota; Metazoa; Nematoda; Chromadorea; Rhabditida; Strongyloididae
Product: Protein-S-isoprenylcysteine O-methyltransferase
Exons: 4
Coding region: 1-804 (267 amino acids)
Biological process (GO): C-terminal protein methylation
Cellular component (GO): membrane; endoplasmic reticulum
Molecular function (GO): protein C-terminal S-isoprenylcysteine carboxyl O-methyltransferase activity
Source: RefSeq, a predicted model, not a curated record
AUGUUAAUAGCAAGAAGGAUACAACCAUUUUUACCAAUAUUUAUUCUAAGAAAUUUUUAUCUUAGAAAUUUAUUUCUUGAUGAAAAUGUUAGUUUAGGAUUUUAUUAUUAUAUCCUUACAUUUAUUUAUUCUAUUAUUGUUGGUCCAUUUGAUACAAUAAAUAAAUUAUUAAUAAAUGUAAUAAUAUUAAUAAUAUUAUGUUAUUUACCAAAAGAAUUAAAACAUUUAAUUUAUUCAUUUCAAGGAGGAUUAUUGGGUACAUUACAAGGAAAUGCUUUAAUUUUAUUGUUAAAAAAUAUUAACAAUAUAAAUGUAGAAAUAUUUUUAAUUUAUCUAAAUAUCUUAAUUUUUUUCCAUAUUUCUGAAUUUAUUUUUAUGGGUAUGAGUAAUCCUCGAUCAAUAAAUGGUUCCAGUUUUCUUUUGGAUCAUUCAAUAGCCUAUUGGUGUGCCAUAAUAUUUAGUUGGAUAGAAUUUUGUCUAGAAAUAUAUUUUUUUUCCUAUAUAAAAGUAAGAUGGAUUUCUAUUAUUGGAUUGGUAUUAGUUAUUUUUGGUGAAAUUAUUAGAAAAACAGCAAUUAUCCAGGCAGCUAUUAGUUUUACACAUCAAGUUGCAAAUACAAAAUUACCUCACCAUAGACUUGUGACACAUGGUGUUUACUCAUUUGUACGCCAUCCAGCAUAUUUAGGAUGGUUUUUUUAUUCUUGUGAAGAAAGACUUUUGAUUGAAUUUUUUAGAGAACAAUAUCGUCAAUAUCAAUCUAAUGUACCAUCUGGUAUACCAUUUGUUAAAGGAUAUCAAUGUUAA